Octodon degus (degu) is the source of this 951-nucleotide messenger RNA. Its product is annotated as olfactory receptor 52A5-like. Gene Ontology annotation, biological process: G protein-coupled receptor signaling pathway. Gene Ontology annotation, molecular function: G protein-coupled receptor activity; olfactory receptor activity. Gene Ontology annotation, cellular component: membrane. The transcript has a single exon. The coding region runs from base 1 to 951 and encodes 316 amino acids. The record is from RefSeq and is a predicted model, not a curated record. NCBI's taxonomy places the organism in Eukaryota, Metazoa, Chordata, Mammalia, Rodentia, Octodontidae.
AUGGGAUUUACCAACAUGUCAUACCUGAACCCAAAGACAGUGAUCCUGAUUGGUAUCCCUGGACUCGAGAAUGUGCAGUUUUGGAUUGGAUUUCCUUUCUUUGGCCUGUGUCUGCUGGCUCUUCUGGGGAACACAUUAUUGCUAAUUAUUAUCCCUAUGGAACACAGUUUACACCAACCCAUGUAUAUCUUCCUAGCAGUAUUAGCAGCUACUGAUCUAGGUCUUUGUGUAGCCAUUGCUCCAAAGAUGUUGGCCAUUUUCUGGUUUGGUUCUUGCUCCAUGGCUUUUGAUGCUUGCCUCACCCAGCUCUUCUUUGUUCAUGCCUUGCAGGGCAUGGAAUCUGGCAUCCUCUUGGCCAUGGCCUUUGACCGCUACAUUGCCAUUUGUGAUCCUUUGAGGCACACAUCCAUCCUCACACCUUUCUUUCUAGUUCGAGUGGUGCUAAUGGUGGCAAUCCGGGCAAUAGUACUGGUUGGAAUUUUACCCAUUUUACUGAAACAACUGCAACUUUUCCACUCUUUGAUUAUUGCCCAUUCUUACUGUGAGCACAUGGCUGUAGUCAAGAUGGUAGAAGAAGAUGUUCACAUUAACAAGUCAUAUGGGCUCUUCGUGGCUUUUGCAAUUCUAGGGUUUGACAUGGUCUUUGUCUUCUUCUCCUACAUUCUGAUUUUUAACGCAGUUUUUCAUCUUCCACAGAAAGAGGCGCGAAUCAAAGCAUUCAAUACUUGUACAGCUCAUAUUGUUGUCUUCUUGGAGUUUUAUAUUCUUGCUUUUUUUUCUUUCUUCAGUCACCGUUUUGGCCAUGUGCCUCCUUAUGUCCACAUCCUCUUGUCUACCAUCUACUUGCUUGUGCCCCCUGCCCUUAACCCUAUUGUCUAUGGUGUGAAGACAAAGGAGAUUCGUAUACGGGUUGCUCAGGUUUUCAUUCUGAAACCUGAUACCCAUCAAUGA